Tuber melanosporum (Perigord truffle) is the source of this 1695-nucleotide messenger RNA. RefSeq lists its product as uncharacterized. The coding region runs from base 404 to 1360 and encodes 318 amino acids. The record is from RefSeq and is a predicted model, not a curated record. The transcript has 2 exons. NCBI's taxonomy places the organism in Eukaryota, Fungi, Ascomycota, Pezizomycetes, Pezizales, Tuberaceae. Gene Ontology annotation, cellular component: kinetochore; Mis6-Sim4 complex.
CAUGAUGAUACUCAGAUGUUGGUAUCUAACCACUUUUGCCAAGCUGCGCUAUUGUAGCGGUACGGUACUGUACUAGUACGGUACCAAUACUCGUACUGUACUCGUGAUGGUACAUCCACAAAAAGGAAAUACAUAUGAUACGAUACCUCCUCGAGUACCGGUACGUAAACAAACAAUCACCUUCCGGACCAGCUCCCACUCUCGCCAUCGGUACCUACCAUACCGGUAACUGUACCGGUACUUCAUAGACUCUCCCCCCCUCCCCAAACACUACACACCAUCAAACACUGCACAUCAAACACUGCGCAUCAAACACUGCACACCACACGCUUCACAUCACACACUACACAUCACAUCCCUCAAACAUUAUCAUCAAACAAGACGGAAAGAGAGAAAAAAAACCAUGCCAUCUCAAUCGAAUGAGCUCUCCUCAGUAGAGGACUUCGAUCUCCUCUCAAUCGAAGCUCGGCUCACCGAACUCGAACGUCAUAAGAGCCUUCUGACAGCAGAGCUCCUCUCAUACCGCUCGACGCUGCCGAUAUCAACCAUACUAUCGCAAGCAAAAGUCAGACCGAGCUAUGAAGACCCCACAUCAGUCACGUCGACCGUAGGCCCCGGAACCGAGACCAGCAGCAAUGCUAGUGGAGCCUCGGAUGGGAAGUCAGAAGCCAACGAUGAGGACAUCCUCUCCGACGUGAUUGCACACGCGAAGUGUUCACAAAAAGAGCGGUUAAAGAAAUUAUACCGCAUGACGGGCAUUACGACGUUCACUUCCGAAGACCCGUCUCCGCCGCACAAUGUUAACGUCGGGAUUCGGUUUGAGAUUUUUGGAAAUCGAAAAUUUACAAGACGUCAAUACAUCAUCCUGUCUCUAGCCUCAAACACCUACACAAUCCUCCGACACUCAAUUCCUUCGUUCCUGCACGUCCACAGCCUCCGGGCUCAGUACCCACACGACUUAGCGAAGUUUGCUCGUGUGCUCCGUGCCAAGCUUCAACUGUUCGCACGGCGUCUCGAUGCGGUAGAGAAACUCGAGCAGACCCUGACGAACAUGGGGCGUAUCGGGGACGUGCAAGAGCCAUGGACCAAUCGGAUUGAGAGCGUGGAGUGGGAUGUUCCCGUGCGCAUGAUUGUUAUCAAUUGGUCUAUUGGAGUGAGGGGUUCGUUGGUGUUGGAUGAGAGGGGGAGCAUUGAGGCGGUGGUGGUUAGGGAUAAUGACGGGGAGAGGAUGAAGAAGUUGGAGGCUGUUAUCAGAAGUGGAAACUUGGACGGGGUCGCGGUUAGGCUGGGAUAUGUCAUGGAUAGGGAGGAGAUUUAUGAGGAGGACGGGGACUGGGAGGCAGGGGUAGCGACUUCUUGAGUGGGAAGGGGAGCUGGUACGUCACGGGUGGGGAGGAUAUUUAUGAAGAGGGUGGAGACGGGGUGGCAGGAGUGACGACUUCCUGAGAGACAUUGGGGUGUGUUGUGGAUAGAGGGCGGGGGGACGGAGAUGGGGUGACAGGGCUGGCAACUUCUUGAGUGGGAGGACUAGGAUUGUUUAUUCCAUUGUGAUUUCUUUAUGUUUUAGGGCAUCAUGUAUGAUGUACCUCUUGUCACUACUGUAUUACUAUUCAAAUGGAUAGAUGGGCGUGAGAGCCUGUGUAAACUAGAUAAGAGAGAAGAUGUACGAAAACAACUCAGGAGUGGUAUCAAUAA